Molecule: messenger RNA, 5847 nt
Organism: Varanus komodoensis (Komodo dragon)
Lineage: Eukaryota; Metazoa; Chordata; Lepidosauria; Squamata; Varanidae
Gene: LMNB2
Product: lamin B2
Exons: 12
Coding region: 58-1896 (612 amino acids)
Source: RefSeq, a predicted model, not a curated record
CCAUUUUGUGCCACCCCUCCCCUCAGGUUUGAAUGAGGAGCCGCAGCCGCCGCCGCCAUGUCCUCCGCCGCCGCCGCUCCGCCUCCCGCCGUCCCGCCGGGCCCCCCGCGCUCGGGUGCGGCCGCCUCCUCCUCCUCGGCGGGGACUCCGCUGUCGCCGACGCGCCUGUCCCGCCUGCAGGAGAAGGAGGAGCUGCGGCACCUCAACGACCGCCUGGCCCACUACAUCGAGCGCGUGCGUGCGCUGGAGCUCGAGAACGACCGGCUGCUGCUGCGCGUAUCGGAGAAGGAGGAGGUGGUCACGCGCGAGGUGACUGGCAUCAAGGCCCUCUAUGAGUCGGAGCUGGCUGAUGCCCGGAGAGUUCUCGAUGAAACAGCCAGAGAGCGGGCAAAGCUCCAGAUCGAAAUCGGAAAACUGCGGGCGGAACUUGAUGAGCUCUGUAAGAGCUAUAAAAAGAAAGAUGGUGAGUGGUCCACCUCUCAAGGCCGCAUCAAGGAGCUGGAGGUCCUCUUCCAUCGGAGUGAAGCCGAACUCACCACCACCCUGAGCGAGAAGCAGAACCUGGAGGCCGAAGUGGCCGACCUGCGGGGACAACUGGCUAAGUCAGAAGAUGCCCAUACCGUGGCCAAAAAGCAGCUGGAGAAGGAGACCCUCAUGCGGGUGGACCUGGAGAACCGCUGCCAGAGCCUGCAGGAGGAGCUGGACUUCAGGAAGAGCAUUUUUGAGGAGGAAGUACGGGAGACGCGCAAGUGGCACGAGCGCCAGUUGGUGGAGGUGGACAGCAGCCGCCAGCAGGAGUAUGAAUCCAAGAUUGCCCAGGCCCUGGAGGACCUGCGCAAGCAGCAUGAUGAGCAGGUCCACCUCUACAAGCAGGAACUUGAGCAGACCUAUCAAGCCAAGCUGGAGAAUGCCCGGCUCUCCUCCGACCAAAACAGCAAGGCUGCCAGUGCUGCUCAGGAGGAGCUGAAGGAGGCCCGCAUGAGGAUCGAGUCCCUCAGCUACCAGCUCUCCGGCCUGCAGAAACAGACCAACGCUGCUGAAGAGCGGAUCCGGGACCUGGAGGAGCUGAUGGGGAGUGAGCGGGAGAAGCUGCGGAAGAUGCUGGAGGUGAAGGAGCGGGAGAUGACGGAGAUGCAGGACCGGAUGCAACAACAGCUGCUGGAGUACCAGGAACUGCUGGAUGUCAAGCUGGCCCUGGACAUGGAGAUCAACGCUUACCGGAAGCUGUUGGAAGGAGAAGAAGAGAGGCUGAAACUGUCUCCAAGCCCUCCACCCCACAUCACUGUCUCGCGGGCCACCUCCUCCUCCAGUGGCGCCUCAGUCCCUCGCUUGUCCCGGGGGAAACGGAAGCGUGUCGAUGCGGAGGAGCUCUCCGGCAGCAUUUCCAGCGGGAUCGGGACCAGCAGCAGCAGUGCAGGCAGCAGCUUCCAAAUGAGCCAGCAGGCCUCAGCCAAAGGCAGCAUCAGCAUCGAAGAGGUGGAUCCUGAAGGAAAGUAUGUCCAGCUGAAGAACCAUUCUGACAAGGAUCAGUCUCUCGGGAAUUGGAGACUGAAGAGGAAAAUGGGGGAUAGUGAGGAAAUCGCUUACAAAUUCACCCCCAAGUAUGUUCUCCGAGCUGGGCAAACUGUCACGAUCUGGGCUGCUGACGCUGGAGUGACCCACAGCCCUCCCUCGGUCCUCGUGUGGAAGAACCAGAGCAGCUGGGGCACGGGUACCAGUAUCUGCACUUACUUGGUGAACUCGGAUGGAGAGGAAGUUGCAGUGAGAAGUUUGACCCAGUCCUCCACUCUGCUGCAGGAGAAUGAGGAGGACGAUGAGGCUGAGUUUGGCGAGGAAGACCUUUUCCACCAGCAGGGGGACCCCAGGACAACCUCCCGAGGCUGUGCUGUCAUGUGAGCUGAAGCCCACUGCCCAACCUUCCACCUCCUUCGCUCCCUCCUUUGCCCAGGAGCUCUGAAAACUAUUUUUAUACAUCUGCUCUGAUCCCUCCUUUUCCCUCUUCUUUUUGAAAAUGGAAAUCAUGCUUUGGUACACUUUUUAAAGAGAGAACCUCCUCAGCCUGGUUUGGAGGGUUCGCCUGCUGCUUAGGGAGGCUGCUGGCCCUGGAAACCAAAGGCCAAUGUGGUGUUGAGGGCUCCAGAACAACAUGUUGCCUUGGGGAGGAAAGUAUGCCUUAGAUGCCUCCCCCCUGUGUGGAAGCUCUGGAACACAUCGUGAGUUUCUACAGUGCGUGUCCCGUUGCAUUGGUUCAACCAAAGGUUGGAGGUGGGAAAGAGCCCUGCUAAUGCCAGAAACCCACAGCAUCCUUGUUGGGCAUCCUCCCAGCUUCUCUAGGAAAGGAGACCGCCCCCCCCCCCCCAGCCUCCCUCUGUUCCAAGAAGCCUCUGAAAGGGCUCGGGAAGAUGCUGCAGGGCCCAGUUGUCCAGCCUGCCUUUCUCCUUAGCUUUUCCCUUCCAGCCACCUUGUUCCUUGGCAGAGAAGCGGCCUGGUAGGGAAGCGGCCCCUGCCCCUCAGAUAAUUGGGCAUGCUGAAGCCCCUCGGUGGGACUAAUUGUGCUUGGAUAGACUUGAUGCUGAGCUCCCUCCACAUGCCACUGGUGUCCGGCUGUGCCCCAGAGACUGCUGGGCUGGAAAUGGUGUGCUGGGGAGCAACAUGCCGGUAGAGUCCUGGGAAGCUGCUUUGUGCAGAUGGAAAGGAGAGCGGCUGCUUUGCAGCUCCUUAGAAAAGCAUGGAUUUGGGAGCACCAGGGGGGUGGUGAUGGGGAUCCUGACCUCCAGCCUUCCAGCUGUUUGCAAAGCCAAGCUUACCAUGGCUUUACUCGCCCUGCUCAAAGCAAAGGAAACUGGAUUUUGGGGAUUAUGGAGCAGAUGUUAGCUGUAAGACUAAAACACUUUUUGUCAAAACUUGUCAUGAGAAUCUGGGCCCACACACCAGUGCAUCCUGCGUGCUCUUGCCCUCCAAAGUUGGAAACAUGUAAGAUUUACAGAUUCUUUGGUGUGAUUGUUAAGAGUUGGUUUUUGCAUCUUCCUCUCAAGGGUUGGCCAUGAAGCUCACAGGAUCCUUUUUUUUAAAGUCAAGAGUCAGUCCCAAGCUGUGUGGAAGGGCUGUUUGUAAUACACAUGAAGUCUGUUCACACCAGUAGGCAAUGAUUGCUGGAGAAUCUUCCACCCUGUGACUCUCAGAUGUCCGAGCUGCCUCCUUUGAGCAGCGUCCUGCUACAAGGCCCUGCUUCAAGCUUGUUCUGGUAAUUGGGCUUUCCCUAAGUUGCAAGGCACGCCUUGAUUAUCAGUGGCAUGCGUGCUUAUUUGCAUAGAUCCUAAGAGAUGGCUUUGGCAAAACAACCCACUAGUUCCCUAACCAGCUUAAAAACUCGAUCUUAAAAGAUGAUCCGAAUUCUAACAAACCUCCAGAUUUUGGCAAUGAGCAGGCCUUCAGCUCCUGUUUUGAUUCCAAGCCUCCGUGGUCGUCCUCGGCUUCAGCUUGAGGACAUUUCUUGUUUCUUGCCAUGGUCACACAUUCUGGUCAGAGGGAGAACAUUGUCUCAAAUUGUCACCAGUGGGGAGGGGAUGUUUCCUGACUUUCCCCACAAGCUGGAUGCAAGUCAAGGGACUGGGAAGGAAAAGUCAACCUUCAUAUUACAGAGUCAGUGGUGCUAAUAUUCCAGACACAUUGAUGCCAUUCAUGAUCAUUGUUGAUGUAAAAAUGUUUUAGAAGUUUGAAUCUGUUGAGCCACUUGCGGAAAAGCCCUCAAAAAAAAAAAAAAGGGGGGGGGAUGAUGGGGUGAAGCAUAUGGAUUUUCUUUUCCCAUAUUUUCUCCCCCACAUGUUCUUUCAGUUUGGACUGUUGGGCUGAACGUGCUGUAGGUUGUGCUUAUUUGGUCAGCUUCUAGGGCAUCGGACCAAGACUGCUUGCUGCCCCUGAACAUCCUUGCUGAGGAGGGAACAUGCUUUUCCAAGGUGCUUCCUGGCCUCUGCCCCCCCUCGCAAACCCGGCAGCAUCCUGUGAUCUGGCCAUACUGGCUGGUCAGAUCCCUUCCCUGUGAUCUCAAAGAUGUGAAUGUCCACAAAUGCAGCCUGAGCCAUCCCUGUUCCCUCGAGGCAGAAGAGUGGGGUCUUGGGUGUUCCGUGAAAUCUGAGCCUGGAACCAUCUCCUUUGGUGGAUACCUGUAGGGCUCACAGUUGCUGAUCCGGAAUUCUGCCAUGGACCGUUGCUUGGACGCGCUUUGAAUUUUGCCUUUCCUUGUCCAGAGCUCGUUCCAGGGAGCCCCCAGCCCCACUGACUUCUGCAAUGAAGGUGAGUGUCACCUGCCCCUUGACAUUCCUCUUGGAUUUUUCCGGGCUUCCUGGCUGAGCAGUGAUGAGAACUAGAAUGGCUUAAGUUACUUUCCUUUUCCCCAUGAGACCCUCCCCCUAUGGGGUCUGUGUUCCUGCUUUGGGGUAGGGACAUACCCCAGAGGCCAAGCUGGAUUGCAGACCAGCUGGGAGUCAUUCUGCCGCCGAGCCUCAACUUUUGUUAAUUGCUCAAGCUGAGAAUCCCAAAUGUUUGUUUCUGGCAGUUUGUUCUGCAUCUUCAGUUCCUCAUCCAGCUGUCUGACCUUCCUUCCGCCCGGUUCCUCAUGGACUUGCUUGUUUCUGAUGCAGGUUGGUCGCUUCUCAUUCUGGGCCAUGUCUUAAAAGUGCUGAGUGUCUUUAAAAUGCCAAACUGACACUUCCCGUUCCCUCUCCUACAGAAAAUCAGAAUUAAACAGCUGCCCUCACCUUCCAAACAGAACUUCCAGCAUUGGGAAGACUGAUCUUGCUUAUGUGAACCUUUUACCAGGGGGAAAGCUGUCGAAUCGUUUCUUGCUCUUGCGUGAAACUCCCAGUUACAUCAUGCUGCACGGAAACUCUUCAUUUCCUUUCUACUCCCAUUAAAUCUCUUAGGAGCUGAUAGCUGGACCACAUGUUGUAGGUUAUUCACCAGCUCCUUCUCUCCCUGCCUCAGUCUCCCCGUUUCUUUGCCUGCCCCCAAACCAUUUUCACUGAGCCCUGAGCAGCUGGGGGGAACGAUUCACUGGGAGAGGGCUGUAACUGCUGAUAGAUGGCUAGCCAUGACUGAAGAAACACAAUUAAGCACGCCUACCUUCACACUCGGAAAUAACAAAGCACUUCUUUUAAGCCCAUAUUUAUGUACGAUCAUAGAAAAAUGUCAGUGCUGCUUUGAGGUGCUUAAGUAUAGAGAAGAAACUGCUAAAAAAAAUCACAUUUGGGAGGCUUCUGAGGUCCCCUCCAAUCUCCACAGUGGUGGGGUUCCGGCAGCAUCUUUUCUGCCUAGGUCUUGACUGGCUGCUGGACUUGGGUGAUGCCCACCAGGCUGUUCCACCCUCAUUUUGAGCAAGGGUCUUCCUGGGGACCCCCACACAGUCCCCAAUUGAAACAUGCUCCCUGCAUGGUGGCACUCCAGAGAAACACAAAUGUCUGAUGACCUGCUGAGCCACCAAGUUCUCACAAGCAAUAAGCGGUCUGAAACACAAAAGGACCAGGAACUUUAUACAGAUACGUUCCCUCCUUAGAACUCUAUUUUUGUAGCUGUGAGUUGUUGCUUGCGUUACUUUUGGAGUUUAGAAAUGGAGCAGUGGCAUUUCUGAGCAAUAUGCAACCAGGAGGGGCUAGGGGGCUAGGUCUCGCAAAGUUUUGGUGCAACAGGCAGAGUCAGUUGGGAGAAAACUAAUUGACAGACUUCCCCAUUUCACUGUCCCUUCGCUUUAUGAUGGAUAUGCAUGCCAAAUGUCUUUUUCAAUUAUUUGUAAUAUACAUUUUGGACUGGAAACAUUUUGUACAAGACUCCAAUAAAUGUUUUGCAUUUUUA